GCUAGGAUCGUCUAAUUAACCUGAUUUUUCUGCCGUGGCCAGUUCAUGGUGGGGGCAGUAGGACGAACGGUACUGAUCUUGCACACGUCUUCUAUCUGCUCCUACUUCGAUGCCCAUUUAUAAAUCAGCAGUCUCUGUUACUUCACCUUGGCUGCGAUCCCUGAUUCCUUUCAAAACCCCUUCUCUCCCUGAGAAAUCCAAAACCCAGAUUCCAAAUCCCCUCAAGCACAAAACCCACAAAGGGAAUCAUUCAAAAUCGAAGGCGGACGUAGAAUUUCAAAAUCCCAGAAACCAAAAUCCUUGAAAAGGCAGAAAUCAAUACCCCGGGAAAACAGAAAAGGAAAACAAAUCUCUGCUGAAAAAUGUCGAGCAGUUGGAGAAGAACUCUCGGGAACGUCCGAUCUUUCGUCGGCAAUUCCCUUGGAGGCCUGCGAGGCGGAAGCAAUGUUGCUUCGUGGGCCGUUGCCGGUACGCUGGCGUAUUUUCUUUGGGUUAAACCCGCUCAAGAACUCAAGAGAGAGCAACAGGAAAAGGCAGCACUGGCGGCAGCUUCAGAUCCUUAUCGUUACAUCGAGAAAAGAAAACCCAUUCCAGAUCCUCAGGAAACUGGUUUGAUAUAUGGGAAGCGGAGAGAAGCCAAGAAAUCAGAUGAUUGAAUGAAACCUAAUUUGUUGAUUUGUUGGCAUAUCAAUCAGCUUUAUGGUUACACACCUUAAAAAGAUGGAUUUGGAUAAAGAAACCAUUGUCAUGUUACCAAGAUGGGACUUCACCAGAGCGGAGUGGUUCAUCUGUCUUCUUUUCAUGUUUUGGGCUGUUCAUGCUACCCCCCCAACUGCAGUCAUUGUCGGGAGCAGAUCUGAAGAAGGAUUAUAUGUAGCUGAUCAACUUUCAACUAAGAUAUUCAGUUAAAUAGAUAAAGGAUAUAAAUGCAAACUGCUGAUAGUGUAUAGUAUAGCUUAUGUUACAGGUAAGCAGAAGAAGAUAACUUUGUGUUCCUGGCAACUCUUUCACUAGUUACCGAAAAUGGGCAUUGUUUAUUUUUUGAAAUUCA
This is a messenger RNA of Magnolia sinica, 1051 nucleotides long. RefSeq lists its product as uncharacterized. The transcript has 4 exons. Bases 363 to 656 code for a protein of 97 amino acids. The record is from RefSeq and is a predicted model, not a curated record. NCBI's taxonomy places the organism in Eukaryota, Viridiplantae, Streptophyta, Magnoliopsida, Magnoliales, Magnoliaceae.